This is a messenger RNA of Phacochoerus africanus (Common warthog), 2324 nucleotides long. RefSeq names its product NIPA like domain containing 1 (gene NIPAL1). Gene Ontology annotation, molecular function: magnesium ion transmembrane transporter activity. The transcript is spliced from 6 exons. Bases 139 to 1380 code for a protein of 413 amino acids. Gene Ontology annotation, biological process: magnesium ion transport. The record is from RefSeq and is a predicted model, not a curated record. Gene Ontology annotation, cellular component: membrane. NCBI's taxonomy places the organism in Eukaryota, Metazoa, Chordata, Mammalia, Artiodactyla, Suidae.
GAGGCUGCCGAGGGGCCGGGGUCAGCGCGCACCAGCCCUGGACCCUGCAGUUCCGUCCGUACCCUGUCCCAUGGGGAGGUGGAGAAGCCCAGGUGGGUGAGGAGUGAGCUUCUGCGCCCAGGAAGCCCCAUCGGGGCCAUGGGGGGACAGGUGAGGCUGCCGCCCGGAGAGCCCUGCCAUGAAGGCUACGUGCUGGCUCUGAUCUGUCCAAAUGCCUCCCAGGCUUGGUGUGAGAUCACACAUGUGUCACAGCUACUGGCUUCUCCUGUCCUCUACAGGGACCUGAAUUCCAGCAUAACCAACCUGAGCAUUUCUGCAAAUGCUGAGAACAAAUACAGUCUUUAUGUAGGCCUGGUACUGGCAAUAAGUUCCAGUAUUUUUAUUGGCUCCAGUUUCAUCUUGAAAAAAAAGGGCCUCUUGCAACUGGCCAACAAGGGCGUUACUAGAGCUGGACAAGGUGGACAUUCUUACCUCAAGGAGUGGCUCUGGUGGGCAGGAUUACUCUCAAUGGGAGCAGGAGAAGCUGCGAAUUUUGCAGCCUAUGCCUUUGCACCUGCCACCUUGGUCACCCCACUGGGCGCUCUGAGUGUUCUCAUAAGUGCGAUACUCUCUUCCUAUUUUUUAAAUGAGCACUUGAACAUUCAUGGGAAGCUAGGCUGCAUAUUAAGCAUACUGGGGUCAACCGUGAUGGUUAUCCAUGCCCCACAAGAAGAGGAAGUCACUUCUCUGCAUGAAAUGGAAAUGAAAUUGAGAGACCCAGGAUUUAUCUCCUUUGCUGUGAUCAUAACUGUGAUCUCCUUGGUGCUGAUUCUGAUCGUGGCUCCCAAGAAAGGACAGACCAAUAUCUUGGUCUACAUUUCAAUCUGUUCAUUGAUCGGCGCGUUUUCUGUUUCUUCUGUCAAGGGCCUGGGAAUCGCCAUUAAGGAACUGUUGGAAUGGAAGCCAGUUUAUAAGCAUCCCCUGGUCUUUGUUCUGCUGGCUGUACUUGUGCUUUCAGUGACGACACAGAUUAACUAUCUCAACAAGGCCCUGGACACCUUCAACACAUCUCUUGUGACUCCCAUUUAUUACGUGUUCUUCACAUCCAUGGUAGUGACCUGCUCCGUCAUCUUAUUCCAAGAAUGGUAUGGCAUGAAAGCUGGCGAUAUCAUCGGGACCUUGAGUGGAUUCUUCACCAUUAUCAACGGCAUUUUCCUUCUACACGCUUUCAAAAACAUUGACAUUACCUGGAGUGACCUGACAACCAACACUCAGAAAGAAGUCUUCUCUCUGAAUGGCAAUGAAGACAAAUACGUCUUACUAGAGAACAUAGAAUGUGCAACCCCAGGAUUUGAUGAUGACAUUACCUUGUUUAGCAGGACCGAUGAUCAAAGUCCCUAGAAACCCUGAACAUUAACCACGACGAGUCACUUGGAGAGAAGGAGGACUCUCUGACUCUUGGAUGAACUCUUAGGAACAUUGGCAUUGUUAAAGUUCUAACUAAUGAUUUAGAUGUGAAGCCAAACAAAAAUGUUUCAUUUGGGGCCAUUAAUUUUGAAAAUCAAAGUUUUGGUGCCUCCCCCCAGAAGACUUCUGCUGGUUUUCAUUUUUGCACACAUGAAAUAUUUCCUAAGCCUAAAAGAAGUCAGAGAGUUAGACGACCCAGAAUAAUCUCUUCUGGUCGAAAUGUUUGGCUCUGCCAGGUGGCUCUUCCUUUCUUUGGCUGCUAUUCUUUUUUAUGUAUUUUUUAUUAUUUUUUAAUGGCUACAAUUGUGGCACAUGGAAGUUCAUGGGCCAGGCAUUGAAUCCAAGCUGCAGAUGCGGCAACACCGGAUCCUUUAACCCAGUGGCUGCUAUUCUUAGUCUGUCAGUAAUUCAUAGGUAUAGGCUGAAUGGUGUGCUGAUAAGCAGAAUAUCAAUCAUCACUCUCUAAUGAGUCAUAGUUUCAAAUUAUUAAAACUAAGAAGCAAAAUCACUGAUGCUCCCACCCCGCCACCACCAACUUCCUUCUUUCUAAACUACAUAGCUAAAGAGUAGAGUGCUAAAGAAAAAAAUCAGCAUGUUGGAAAUCUGCUCCUUGGUGGGCUAGAAUAUGCAUGAUACACAUGCCCAUGAGGGCUUAUGAAUUGUAAUUUCAUGACAUAUCAUAGAAACUUAUUAUCAAUUAAAAAGGGGAGAACAGAGGAGGGAGGGAGACAGUACCUUAGGGAAAUGAAACACUUUAUUUUUUGCUUUUCACAAAAACAAAAACAAAUGACCAUAUUCACAGGUUCUCUUAAUUCAGACCUGAGCAACAUUGGACAAAAUUGAGUUUCUGGAGAAAUACAGGUGAUUUCAGCUCUGGA